AUGAUAUUCACAAGCCUCGAUGAUUGUUAUUCAAUGUAUGUUACGUAUGCCAAGGCUUGUGGGUUUUUAGUCAGGAAAGGGACUAAAAAGAUAAACUCCAAAGGUGUAUUACAUAUUAAGUAUUAUAUGUGUACGAGAGUUGGGGUAUAUAAGGAUAAGAAGGUUGAUACGUUGGACCCCAAUCAAAAGGAACGUUUAGUGCGAUCCAACUUUUCAAAGAGGACUGAUUGUGGUGCACUGUUAUGUGUAAUUUUUGAGGCUGGAUCAUGGAAGGUCUAUAAGUUUGUCGAGGAGGACAACCAUGAUCUUGUUGAAUGUCCUGAUAAGCAUUUUCUUCCAACUGAACGACACCUCACUCAGCUCCAGAAGCAUGUUAUACACAACAUGUCUAAGUUGAAUUUGGGUCCAGUCAAGGCCUUUAAUGUUAUGAAGACUUGUUUUGGCGGUUUUGAAAACGUGGGUGCAAGUAAAGUUGAAUUUAAGAAAUACAAGAGAUACGCUAUGGAAUUUGUACCUUUCACUGGUAUAUACAAUCACCACUGUAAUGUUGCAUUUGGUGCUGCAUUAAUGGCAUCGGAAACUGCUGAUACGUAUAUUUGGUUGUUGAGAGUUUUUCUAAAAGCUGUUGGUUCUCAACCAAAAGUUGUUGUCACUGACCAAGAUCCAGCAAUGAAGAAGGCUAUUUCUGCUGUAUUUGUUGACACGAGGCAUCGGUUAUGCAUGUGGCAUGUGAUGCAUAAACUUUCUCUGAAGGUUGAUAUGCUUAUUUUUACCUUUGGCGUUUUAGGAUACACUGCGUUUUAA
Messenger RNA from Helianthus annuus (common sunflower), 804 nucleotides. Its product is annotated as protein FAR1-RELATED SEQUENCE 2-like. NCBI's taxonomy places the organism in Eukaryota, Viridiplantae, Streptophyta, Magnoliopsida, Asterales, Asteraceae. The record is from RefSeq and is a predicted model, not a curated record. The transcript has 2 exons. Bases 1 to 804 code for a protein of 267 amino acids.